AAAAGUUUGUUUCUGAGGUUUCUAAGAAUUUUUCACAAAAUUGGGGAAGAUGGAGAGUGCAGGAGUUAGGAAAACCUUGAAAGGCAGCUUAUCUUUCUCCUCCAAUCUCAGACCGGAAGAAGGCGAACAAGAAGACGGCGGUUGCAACACAGUGGACGAGAUAAGCAUUUUUGACGCCCACAAGUACUUCAAUGAAUCAAGUAAAGUAAGCUGCAAUAAUAUUGGUAGAGUUUCCCCUGCCUUUAAUGUCAAUCUCGUCAAUCUCAAACGUAAUUCCGACCGGUUCGAUCUCUCUGCUGUUCCCACCAGAUUCUCUUGGAUGGAUGGGUGUAAUAACAACAGUAAUAAUACUGUUACAAACUACAGAGCAACUCCGACGGCUUCAUCGGAAGCCAGUUGGAACAGCCGGAGUGGUCUCUUGUCCAAUCCUCCCGGCGCAAUCCCACUUUCCGUUCACACUCAUCAACAUGAUGAGAAGAAAAAGAAAGGGAGCAGUAGAAAAUGGGCCGUUUUCCGAAGAAAAUGCCCGUGCUCAGGCAGAAAGUCCGUUCAAGUAGCAGAACCCAAGAAAACCGCACCACCACCACCACCACCACCACCACCACCGCAAAACCCCAUUUCAGUGGAGAAAAUCAGUAGAAUAGUUUCGGAGAAAGCAAGCAAUAAAAGUCUUUUUCCUACUACUACUACUACUACUGCUGCCUUCUCCUUUCCCAUACUAAAUCCUCCAUCAUCAUCGUCGCCGUCAGAUCCACCUCGUCAUUCUCUGCAAGUGUUCCGGCCGUCCAUUACUAAUUCAGCAAGAAUGAUGGAUGAUGGUGAUGAUGAAGAAGUGGCAAGCAACGCGAGCUCCGACUUGUUUGAGAUAGAAAGCUUCUCAGCUCAUCCGACAACAAGAUCAGUAGUGUCGCCGAUGACACCGGCGUCGGCGUCGGCGUCUACUGCUACUAGUAAUCAUAUGUACGAGCCAAGCGAGGGUAGCAUUGAUUGGAGCGUGACAACAGCCGAGGGUGUCGCCGACGACGACCCAAUUAUGCAAAUGCGGUGGCCGGAAAAGAGCAGAUGGAGAUCGGGGAAUGGGUUGCUGUUGAGCUGUCGAUGCGAGAAGGCGGUGAGUGUGGGGCCGAACCCAAAGAAAUGCGCGUCUGCUGCUGAUCAGGAACAUACGCCUCCAUCCAUGAAGUCCAUGUUGAGGCAUGUGGGCAGUAGGCCACCCAUGACCCAUACCCAAUAAGCCAUCGCUUCGGAGCUCUCAACUCACCUCCAUUGUCUCUUCCUUUUGCAACAUGGAGUCGUGGGGCUGGGGAGUACUAUCCAAUUAUGCUUCCU
This is a messenger RNA of Corylus avellana, 1329 nucleotides long. It is a transcript of the gene PKS4, whose product is annotated as phytochrome kinase substrate 4. Gene Ontology annotation, biological process: phototropism. Lineage: Eukaryota; Viridiplantae; Streptophyta; Magnoliopsida; Fagales; Betulaceae. The record is from RefSeq and is a predicted model, not a curated record.